AUGGCACGCCGGAUGCACAUGUACCUUAACUUGGAUACGUUACCUCACCCAUCCGAGGUCACCACGAAUCUGAGCAGGCCCGCAGGUGCAGACUUGCGAGUCGUACCUUACCCGACUGCAGUUGGCUGCGAAUGGGAAAGUGCCGUCGGGGCAAACGGGGACCCGACAACAAGCAACCCCGAGCAGGAGCAGCAGUAG
Molecule: messenger RNA, 198 nt
Organism: Colletotrichum paranaense
Lineage: Eukaryota; Fungi; Ascomycota; Sordariomycetes; Glomerellales; Glomerellaceae
Exons: 1
Coding region: 1-198 (65 amino acids)
Source: RefSeq, a predicted model, not a curated record